GGGUUAAAUUGAUUUUUGAAAGGAGGCCAUGCACUUUAGUAUAACAAAUUCUCGCCAAGAUAUGAAGCCGUAUUUAGAUUCAGAUUAUUCCAUCAGUCGCAAUUUGCGUCAGAGACAUAGAAAAAAAGGAGUUUCUAACGAAUACUCAAAUUAUUUAGAUUCCGAAAAUAAAAAAAAAGGCAGAAAGAAAUGUCAAAAUAGCGCAUAUGAUGAAUACGGAAAUAUUCGCUCAAACGGUCUGGACAUAUGCGACUGUAUGAAUCAAGAAUGUGAUGGUUGCUGGUAUAAUUGCCGAAGUUGUGGCUCUACCAGGUGUGGUCCCCAAUGUCGCUCGAAUCGAAAGUUUUUUUAUGAGGACAUAACAUAUGACGGUAAAGAUUUAAAUAUUCAAAAUAAAUAUAUACCAAGAUAAAGUUAAGCAAAUCACAUGUAUUAAUUAAAUAUUUGUAACUUAAUAUAAGUAUUAAUGAACAGCCAAACGAGCAUUAAACUAUCAUUCAGACGAAAUACAUCACAUAUAACAAUUCUUAACAAAGUUAUUGCUUCAGAAAAAUACAUUAUGUGCUAAUUGAAAGGAAAUGAUUCCAAAAAUAAAGUAAAUUCUUCAGCAGCUAUGGUGAAGACUUAUUGUACUUGUACUUAUUUUGCGUGCUUUAUCAAUUGUUAUACACUUUUAUUAUUGCUACCGUAUAAGUAUAAGUACAUUUUUGAUGGUAUAAUAAUUAGUCGACUGUAAAAACAGUUAUACAAAGGUGAAAGAUCAAAAUAGGGCGGUUCGAUUCGCGAAAUGGUGCGAGAUUGUCCUCUGCAUAGGACCGCUUGCAAGAGAUAGUAGAAUAGUACGUCGUGCCAAAGGUGCUGAUAACCGAACACGGAGUUAAGUUAAUAAGCAAGGCGUUCAAGAGCUUCAAGCGUAUAGGAGCUGGGGAGCGACACAAUCUAACGGCUUCAUACAACCCACAGGAGAACCCGACGAAAAGCGCCAAUAGUACCGUGAUGAAAUUAAGGGAAAUGUGCACGCUGGUCCGGUGAAGUAUAAAAUCUCACCGUCACCGGUGAACAAAAGACACUAGAAUAACAAGAUGCGUAACGCCAUACGAUUUUUUGGCACACGAUUUUUUCGCCGUGGCUCUAGAGGUGGCUCCAGGCUCUCUCGAAUUUUUGUUCGAGAGCGAGAGAGCGCAUACAGGGAUAGCAGACAACUGUAUGUGUGCACACAUAUGCUCAUGCAUUGUAAAUUUGACAAAAUAUGCCCUUCACCUUCAAAGUUCUUUGACUUUAAAUCUAUA
Messenger RNA from Drosophila melanogaster (fruit fly), 1289 nucleotides. RefSeq lists its product as uncharacterized. The record is from RefSeq and is marked reviewed. The coding region runs from base 62 to 412 and encodes 116 amino acids. Lineage: Eukaryota; Metazoa; Arthropoda; Insecta; Diptera; Drosophilidae. The transcript has 2 exons.